Messenger RNA from Encephalitozoon intestinalis ATCC 50506, 1044 nucleotides. Its product is annotated as endoplasmic reticulum membrane protein. The transcript has a single exon. Gene Ontology annotation, cellular component: Hrd1p ubiquitin ligase ERAD-L complex; endoplasmic reticulum membrane. NCBI's taxonomy places the organism in Eukaryota, Fungi, Microsporidia, Unikaryonidae. The record is from RefSeq and is a predicted model, not a curated record. The coding region runs from base 1 to 1044 and encodes 347 amino acids. Gene Ontology annotation, molecular function: ubiquitin-specific protease binding; misfolded protein binding. Gene Ontology annotation, biological process: endoplasmic reticulum unfolded protein response.
AUGAACAAUGAUCUUCUUCUUGGACAGAUACUCCGGGUUCCUCCUAUCACAAGAUGCAUGGUUUUACUUAUAACAAUGGUAUCUCUUCUUGUGUAUGUGGAUGCUGUAUCUCCAUACAGCCUUUAUUAUUCUCCCUUGUUUCUUAGGAAGUUCGAAGUAUGGAGAAUAUUCACAUCGUUCCUUUAUUUUGGAAAACCAACAUUGGACAUGUUCAUGCAUGUGGUUUUUUUGUACCGCUAUUCUAGGAUGCUCGAGGAGGGAUGCAUUAACACUUCCGAAUAUUUCUGGUUGGUAUUGGUAAUAUCAUCUACUCUUUUUGCCAUAUCGAACAUCUACGGUAUAUCGGCACUAGGAACAUCAUUUUCUUCAACUAUAACAUACAUUUGGACAAAGAGAAAUCCAAGAGCCAUUGUUCAGAUAUUUGGAUUUAUUUCGUUUCCUGCAUUCUAUCUUCCAUUUAUUCUUCCUGGAUUCAUGCUAUUAACAAGGAGAUCAAUAUCUAUAGAUGAUGUGCUAGGAAUAGUUGUUGGGCAUUUGUUUCAUUAUUUCAAGGAUAUUUAUCCAAGAUGGGGACGCGAUAUUCUGAAGACUCCGUGUUGGGUUAAGAAACUUUUCAAAGAACAUCCUUCUGGCUGCUGCAAGACUCAGAAGGGAAUCACCAUAAGAGAAGGGAGAGAAAAGUACAAGAGAAACAUUGAAAACGGAAAUUUUGCUAAAACCGAUGAGAACAAUGAAGUGGGACUCAUAGAUGCAACAGAUCCUGAAAUCAAUAAAGUAGAUGAUGAAUAUGUAGGAGAGGAGAGCCCAAGCCAGAGUUGCACAGAAUCUUUAAGGGAAAAGGAUUUAUCCAUUGCAUUCUCUCAAAGACCUUCAAUAGUCUCUUCUACAGUGAUGACUUCCUCGAUAGGACCUGAAGAAAAUUGCUUGGGCGUUGUGGAGGCUUGCAGUAGCAAAGAGCCGGUGGCAGGAAAUGACCCCGAGAGUCGGUCUAACGAAGAAUGGGAUGAGAAAUGGGGAGAGAGCGAUAAUGAAAGUACCGGAUAG